CAUCAGCUGACGGAGCGCGUGACACACACUGCUCUAGCACUUCCUACCGAGGCGCGCGGACCGAAUAAAAGUAUGUGAAUUAACGGGUGUGUUUAAGCCUAGGGGUGGGAUUUCGGGAGACAUGCCAUCCAACAAUAGUGUGUCUGAUGCCCCAAUCACACAGUUUGUGAACUGCAGGAUCCUAAAAGACCACAGGCUGCAAAGGGAAGACCUGUGGGUUCGGGAGGGCAAGAUUUUGAACCCCGAGAAGCUUUUCUUUGAUGAAGAGGGUUUUGCAGAUUACAGAGUUGACUGUGGGAAUAAAAUCAUUGCACCGGGGUUCAUAGAUGUUCAGUUAAAUGGUGGGUAUGGCGUUGACUUCUCCCAAGCCAGUAGUGACAUCAAAGGGGGCGUGGCUUUGGUGGCCAAAAAGAUUCUAGAACAUGGUGUCACCUCGUUCCUUCCCACCCUCGUCACCUCUCCACCAAUCAUAUACCACAAGGUCAUCCCAGAGAUCAAAGUUCAGGAUGGAGGACCUGAAGGGGCAGGGGUAUUAGGUCUUCACCUGGAGGGUCCGUUUAUCAGCGAAGAGAAGAGAGGCGCCCACCCUCCUCAGUUCCUUCGCACUUUUAAAGCUGGAGGCGUGGCUGACCUCAUAGAGACGUAUGGGCGGCUGGAGAAUGUUGCUAUGGUAACGCUUGCUCCAGAAUUGGCCAAUAGUGAAGCAGCAAUCCAUGAACUGGCAGGAAGGGGCAUAGCCGUGUCAUUAGGUCACUCGAUGGCUGAUCUCUCUCAGGCUGAGGAGGCUGUGCAGAACGGAGCCUCAUUCAUAACACAUUUAUUUAACGCCAUGUUGCCUUUUCAUCACAGAGACCCGGGCAUUGUGGGAUUGCUUACGAGUGACCGCAUACCACCUGGCCGGAUAGUUUACUAUGGUAUGAUCGCAGAUGGGAUACACACAAACCCUGCUGCCCUACGCAUUGCCCACAGAGCUCAUCCUGCAGGGUUGGUGCUGGUCACAGAUGCCGUGACAGCGAUGGGUCUUCCACCCGGUCGACACACACUCGGCCAACAGCAGAUAGACAUCCAGGGCCUUCAUGCAUACGUGGCAGGCACCACCACAUUGAGUGGCAGCAUUGCGACGAUGGACAUGUGUGUUAGACACUUCAGAGAGGCAUCAGGUUGUACUGUAGAAGCCGCAUUAGAAGCUGCAUCUCUGCAUCCCGCUCAGCUGCUUGGAAUCACUGACAGGAAGGGAACGCUGGAUUACGGCACAGAUGCAGAUUUUGUACUGCUUGAUGACAUGCUGACAGUCAGGGAAACCUACAUAGCUGGACAGCAGGUCUGGAGGAAGUGACAUCACCUUUUGCCAUUCAUACGUCACUAAGUUACAGAUUGAGUCCUGCAUAAAUACAAACACUUUUUAUUAUAAUGUAGCUGGUAAAAAAAGAGCCAUACUAACAUCACACAAACAAGGGUGUGUGUCACUGCAAAGCUCAAAUCGAAUCACAAUGGUCCAGUUAUUUCAAUAAUUAAAUAUAAUGAUAAUAUAACAAUAAUGUUUUUCAUUUUUAGUACAAUAAAAUGAUUAUUUAAUACCAAA
Paramisgurnus dabryanus is the source of this 1582-nucleotide messenger RNA. It is a transcript of the gene amdhd2, whose product is annotated as amidohydrolase domain containing 2. The record is from RefSeq and is a predicted model, not a curated record. Gene Ontology annotation, biological process: N-acetylglucosamine catabolic process. Lineage: Eukaryota; Metazoa; Chordata; Actinopteri; Cypriniformes; Cobitidae. Gene Ontology annotation, molecular function: N-acetylglucosamine-6-phosphate deacetylase activity.